CCAGCAAGGGAGGGUAGACCAGGAAGGCUCAGCAAAAGGUGGGUGGGAGCCUCAGGGCCAAGGUUGGGAGGACGGGAGGCAGCUAGACAGAAAAUUUGGGUGACUAGGCAGGCAAGAGCAGGUGGGGAGUUGUGUGACCUCAGCACUGGCAAGAGACCCUGGAUUCUUCAUCCCUGGGCUGGGGGCCGAACCUGCUGAGCCGGGCCGCCCCCUCUCCCACACCCACUCUCAGCACCUGGAGCGGGACCUAUCCUAUCCACUCCUGUCUCCGCCUCCUUUGCUUCCCAGUCUCGCAGCUCUUCCCAGCCUAUCCAGGCCCAGUACUCGGCUGCCCGCGGGAUCUCACAAUCCGCCCGGCCUGGCCCUGGUGGGCGCCCCGGAAGCUAUGGAGGUGCUGGUCCUGGCUGGAUACCGCGCACAGAAGGAGAGCGAGCUGAGUCUGGCGCCCGGGGACGUAGUCCGACAGGUAUCCAAAGGACCUGCGCGGGGCUGGCUGCGCGGAGAACUGGGGGGCCAUUGUGGCUUCUUCCCCGAGCGCCUGGUGCAGGAGAUCCCGGAGACUCUGCGUGGCACGGGAGAGGCGCCGAGACCACGCUGUGCGCGAAGCCUAGGUCGCCCCGUCAAAUCUCGGAGCCCCCAAAGAUGGUGCAAAGUGAACUUCAACUACAGCCCGGAGCAGGCGGAUGAGCUGAAACUGCAAGCUGGGGAGAUUGUGGAAGUGAUAAAGGAGAUUGAGGAUGGCUGGUGGCUGGGAAAGAAGAACGGGCAGCUGGGAGCCUUCCCAUCCAACUUUGUGGAGUUGCUGGACAGUGGGCUCCCAAGCCUUGAUAACCCAGACAUGUCUUCUUCAGUCAGCCCUGAUCCCCAGCGGCCUCCCAAGCUGAGCAACCUGACCUAUGACAGCCCUCCAGACUACCUGCAGACAGUCUCCCGCCCUGAGACCUACAGGGUCCUGUUUGACUAUCAGCCUGAGGCUCCAGAUGAGUUGGCACUGCGGAGGGGGGACGAGGUGAAAGUGCUGAGGAAGGCCACAGAGGAUGAGGGCUGGUGGGAAGGAGAGUCUCAAGGCAGAAGAGGAGUUUUCCCAGACAAUUUUGUGCUCCCACCACCCCCAGUGAGUAAGAUCAAGAAGCUGGUCCCACGAAAAGUGGCAUCUCGAGAAUCAGCAGAGAGAGAGCUCGCUCGGGCUGCUGGGGGAAGACAACACCACAGGCAAGCUCCUGUUAAGGAACCAAAAAAGAUGAUGCCCAAAACAGCCCUCCCUACAGUCAAGAAGUUGAUGACAGCCCACACUGUGCCCAGCAAAGCCAAGCCAUCUUGGACACCUGGUGGAGACGGUCAGAAGCGUCCCUCCCGAGACUCAGGCUCCAGCAGCAGCCUCCUCAGUGGGGGCCCAGGCCACCCUGGCAGAAAGCGAUCCAGAACCCAGGCUUCCCGCCAACGAUCUGCAAACCGUCAGGAGGAAGAGCGAAGAAGCCGAGGAAAAGCCCCUCUUGUGAAUAAAACCCCUACUCUGGCCAAGACCCCCAACCCACAGAAGACCCUGUCUCCAGAUAAGACCUCUACUCCAGAGGAGAUCCCAACUUUAGAGGACAAGGCCCCCAGCCCAGAUGGGGUCUUUUCUGUGGAUGAGGCCCCUGCUCUAGAUGUCCCACCUGAAGAUGAAGCCCCUUCCCCAGAGAUGGCCCCUCUUGGGGAUGAGGCCUCCACCCUAGAAAAGGCCUUGACCCCAGAGCAGAUGCUCUCAGAAGAGGCUUCUGCCGGGGACAACACUCAGCUCCAUACCUUCCUUCCGGAGGCAGCCGGGCCCAAGGGCGAGUCUUUCUUGGUCACUGGGGCUCAGUCCCAAGAGGAGGCUCACAUGCCAGAGGGACAUCCUCUGGAUAAGAGGGACAGCUCCACACUCCAGUCUGAAGUUAAGCCAGGGUCCAUGCCUGCCCUUGAGAAAGUCAUCCCUCCAGAAAAGGCCACUUCUCUCCCAGCGGAGGCACCUGGGAAGGAUGAGACUACCCCCAAAGAGGAGGUACCCCACGAAGAGAGAGCUCCUUCUGAAAAUAAUCCACAGCCUGUCAGGCCGACUCCAGACCCUCAAGAGACUCCCACCCUCCAUUCACUGGUCCCGCAAAAGCCCACGGACAGCAAAAGUGACAGAGAGGAUGUCAUGAGGCUACAGAAUGAGGUGGAAUCUUUAAGGCAGGCCCUGGAGCUGAUGGAGGUGCAGCUGGAAAAAAAGCUAACAGACAUCUGGGAGGAGCUGAAGAGCGAGAGGGAGAAGCGCCAGUUGCUGGAGGUUCAGUUGAAGAUGAGGACCCAGGAAUCCCUGACCCCAGGCCCUAGCCUCGAGGAGACGCAGACGCACUGAGGUGGGCCCUGGAGGAGAAUCAGCCUCUGGUCACCCAAGUCCUUGCACACAA
This is a messenger RNA of Molossus molossus (Pallas's mastiff bat), 2414 nucleotides long. RefSeq names its product SH3 domain containing 21 (gene MNMIP1). Gene Ontology annotation, molecular function: protein binding. The record is from RefSeq and is a predicted model, not a curated record. The coding region runs from base 386 to 2362 and encodes 658 amino acids. NCBI's taxonomy places the organism in Eukaryota, Metazoa, Chordata, Mammalia, Chiroptera, Molossidae. The transcript is spliced from 17 exons.